GACGCCGGCUUCGGGGAGGGCCCCUUGGGCCAGGGUCCUGGAGUCCCGCGCGGCGCUUGAGGCGUGGCUUUGAGGCCCCGCACCACGUACGUGACACGUCUGGACAGAGCGCUCGGCCCCGCCCCGUCCAACCGGCGCGUCACGUGACUGGUCGGCAGUGGCGGCGGUUGCUGUCAGCUGAUUCCCCGGGUGGUGGCGGAGGCAGCCGCGGCCAUGGACUUUCUCCUGGGGAACCCAUUUAGCUCUCCGGUGGGACAGCGCAUCGAGAAAGCUACCGACGGCUCCCUGCAGAGCGAGGACUGGGCCCUCAACAUGGAGAUCUGCGACAUCAUCAACGAGACGGAAGAGGGCCCCAAGGAUGCCUUCCGCGCCCUGAGGAAGAGAAUCUCGGGGAACAAGAACUUCCACGAGGUGGUGCUGGCUCUGACGGUCCUGGAAACCUGUGUCAAGAACUGCGGGCACCGCUUCCAUGUGCUGGUGGCCAGCCAGGACUUCAUAGAGGGCGUGCUGGUGCGGACCAUCCUGCCCAAGAACAACCCGCCUGCUGUGGUGCACGACAAGGUGCUCAGCCUCAUCCAGUCCUGGGCUGACGCGUUCCGCAGCUCACCUGACCUGACAGGCGUGGUGGCCGUCUAUGAGGACCUGCGGAGGAAGGGCCUGGAGUUCCCCAUGACAGACCUGGACAUGCUGUCUCCCAUCCACACACCCCAGAGGACUGUGUUCACAUCAGAGACGGUGCCAGGACAGAACUCUCUGGGCCCCGAAGCCAGACAGCGUGGAGACCUGAGCCAGUGCCCUGCUCCUGUGCCUGCCUCCACCACGGUGCCUGGUGACACACCCAUCACACCAACCCCUGAGCAGAUCGGGAAGCUGCGCAGUGAGCUGGAGCUGGUGAGCGGGAAUGUGCGAGUCAUGUCGGAGAUGCUGACGGAGCUGGCACCCACCCAGGCAGAGCCCGCCGACCUGGAGCUGUUGCAGGAGCUGAACCGGACUUGCCGUGCCAUGCAGCAGCGGGUCCUGGAGCUCAUCCCACACAUCUCCAACGAACAGCUAACAGAGGAGCUGCUCAUGGUCAACGACAACCUUAACAACGUGUUUCUGCGCCACGAGCGGUUUGAACGGUUCCGGACAGGCCAGACCGCCAAGACCCCCAGGGACACAGAGCCCGCCGACGACCUGAUCAGCGUGGGUGCUGAUGCCACAGCCACCAGCAGCCUGGAGUCCCAGCUGGCGGGGAUGAGCCUGGGCUCCAGCAGCGUGCGGGAUGGGCUGCAGUCCCUGGAGCCCUCAGGGCACCCGGAAGAUGAGUUUGACAUGUUUGCACUGACACGGGGCAGCUCACUGGCCGACCAGCGGAAAGAGGUCAAGUAUGAAGCUCCCCAGACAACGGACGGCCUUGCUGGGGCCCUGGACGCCCGGCAGCAGAGCACUGGAGCAAUCCCCGCCACCCAGGCCUGCCUCAUGGAGGACAUUGAGCAGUGGCUGUCCACGGACGUGGGGAAUGGCGCAGAGGAGCCCACGGGCGUCACCAGUGAAGAGUUCGACAAGUUUCUGGAAGAACGGGCCAGAGCCGCCGACCGGCUGCCCAGCCUCACCAGCCCCUCGGCCACCAGGCCCCCCGGCCCCGCUGCAGGCGUGGUGCCGCACAAGAAGGCACAGGGGAAGGAGGAGGACACGCUGUUUGCCCUGUGAGCCGGCCAGGCUGCUCUGGGAGACUCCUCACCCUGACCUCAGUGCUGCUCCCCUCGGCCCCUGCCGCUCCUGCCUCCCCACCCCAAGCCGAGGGUGCCGGCACUGCCCUUCCCUGGUGCCAGCAUAGGGCUGUGAGGGGCCGGCGCCCAGGUAGGAAGCUGCACGUGGAGCUCCCGCCGGAGGACAAGGCUUCGGGGACGCUCCUGCCACCGCCUCACCCCUCGUCCUAGGGACUCCUCCCUCUGGGCACCUGCUCCCCAAAUAAAGACGGAAAGCUAUCCGC
This is a messenger RNA of Fukomys damarensis (Damara mole-rat), 1975 nucleotides long. RefSeq names its product target of myb1 membrane trafficking protein (gene Tom1). Gene Ontology annotation, molecular function: phosphatidylinositol binding; ubiquitin binding; clathrin binding. Lineage: Eukaryota; Metazoa; Chordata; Mammalia; Rodentia; Bathyergidae. Gene Ontology annotation, biological process: signal transduction. The record is from RefSeq and is a predicted model, not a curated record. Gene Ontology annotation, cellular component: membrane; endosome. The coding region runs from base 214 to 1692 and encodes 492 amino acids. The transcript has 15 exons.